Varanus komodoensis (Komodo dragon) is the source of this 6171-nucleotide messenger RNA. RefSeq names its product protein tyrosine phosphatase receptor type K (gene PTPRK). Gene Ontology annotation, cellular component: membrane. Gene Ontology annotation, molecular function: protein binding; protein tyrosine phosphatase activity. The record is from RefSeq and is a predicted model, not a curated record. NCBI's taxonomy places the organism in Eukaryota, Metazoa, Chordata, Lepidosauria, Squamata, Varanidae. Gene Ontology annotation, biological process: protein dephosphorylation. The transcript has 31 exons. The coding region runs from base 194 to 4552 and encodes 1452 amino acids.
GAUUGCCCCAGAGGGGGGGAAGGACCCCAGCGCAGCCGCCGCGGAGACUUGCUGCUCCUGUUCGCUCCCUGACUGUCUUUCUUCCAGGCAACAGGAGGAUCCAGACUGGCCAGGAAGACGAGCUCUCCUUACCGCGCUAGGCGGCAGAGCGCGCCUGAGCUCAGAUACCUCCGAAAAGUUCUCCAAACUCGCCAUGGCCCCGGCGGUCGGCGCCGUCGGCUUGCUGGCGGCGCUCGCCUCCUUCGUCGCCCCCUCGGCUGCCCUUCUCGGAGCAGCCCGCGGCCAGUUCUCCGCAGGGGGUUGUACCUUUGAUGAUGGACCAGGGCCCUGUGAUUAUCAUCAAGAUCCCUAUGAUGACUUUGACUGGGUUCAUGUUAGUGCUCAAGAGCCUCACUACCUGCCACCUGAGAUGCCUCCAGGCUCAUACAUGAUAGUGGAUUCUUCACACCACAGCCAUGGAGAAAAGGCUCGCCUCCAGCUUCCUACGAUGAAAGAGAAUGACACUCACUGUAUCGAUUUCAGCUACCUUUUGUACAGCAAAAAGGGGGCAAGCCCUGGAACACUGAACAUCUUAGUUAGGGUAAACAAAGGUCCUCUGGCAAAUCCUAUUUGGAAUGUGACAGGCUCCACCGGCAAAGACUGGCUGCGGGCAGAGCUGGCUGUCAGCACCUUCUGGCCAAAUGAAUAUCAGGUAAUAUUUGAGGCUGAAGUCUCAGAUGGAAGAAAUGGCUACAUUGCCAUUGAUGAUAUCCAAGUCCUGAGUUACCCUUGUGAUAAAUCUCCUCAUUUCUUGAGGCUGGGGGAUGUGGAGGUCAAUGCAGGCCAGAACGCUACAUUUCAAUGCAUUGCCACAGGGAGAGAUGCCGUGAAUAACAAGUUAUGGCUGCAGAGACGGAAUGGGGAAGAUAUUCCAGUGGCCCAAACUAAAAACAUAAAUCACAGACGAUUUGCAGCCACUUUUAAACUCCAGGAAGUGACAAAAACAGACCAGGAUUUAUAUCGGUGUGUCACUCAGUCUGAGAGAGGAUCUGGAGUCUCCAACUUUGCUCAACUUAUUGUUCGAGAACCACCUCGACCAAUAGCACCACCACAACUGCUUGGCGUUGGACCAACAUAUUUGCUGAUUCAGCUGAAUGCUAACUCAAUUAUUGGGGAUGGCCCUAUUAUCCUGAAAGAAGUUGAAUACCAUAUGACAACUGGGACCUGGACUGAAACUCAUGCUGUAAAUGCACCAACCUACAAGCUGUGGCACUUGGACCCAGACACAGAAUAUGAGAUUCAUGUUCUUCUAACCAGACCCGGAGAAGGUGGCACUGGUCAGCCUGGCCCUCCACUUAUCACCAGAACCAAAUGUGCAGAACCAAUGAGAACACCAAAAACUCUGAAGAUUGCUGAAAUCCAUGCCCGACGUAUUGCUGUGGAUUGGGAGUCCUUAGGAUACAACAUUACUCGCUGCCACACUUUUAAUGUUACCAUCUGCUACCAUUACUUCCGUGGUCAUAAUGAAAGCAAGGCAGACUGCUUAGAUAUGGAUCCCAAAGCACCACAGCAUGUUGUGAAUCACCUGCCUCCUUACACAAAUGUAAGCCUCAAAAUGAUCCUGACAAAUCCUGAAGGGAGGAAAGAGAGCGAGGAAACCAUUAUCCAAACAGAUGAAGAUGUACCUGGUUCUGUACCUGCAAAGUCACUAAAGGGAACCCCAUUUGAAGACAAGAUCUUUCUAAACUGGAAGGAACCUAUGGAUCCAAAUGGCAUCAUCACACAAUAUGAGGUCAGUUACAGCAGUAUAAGGUCAUUUGAUCCCGCAGUUGCAGUGGCUGGGCCAGCUCAAACAGUGUCAAAGCUAUGGAACAGUACCCAUCAUGUUUUUUCCCAUUUACAUCCUGGGACCACCUACCAGUUUUAUAUAAGGGCCAGCACCGUCAAAGGGUUUGGACCAGCUACAGCUAUCAACGUAACCACCAACAUUUCAGCCCCCACGUUACCAGACUAUGAAGGCAUUGAUGCAUCUCUCAAUGAAACUGCUACAACCAUAACAGUACUGCUGAGACCAGCCCAGGCCAAAGGUGCUCCAAUCAGUGCCUAUCAGAUUGUUGUUGAAGAAUUGCAUCCUCAUCGAACCAAACGAGAAACAGGUGCAAUGGAUUGCUACCAGAUACCCAUCACAUAUCAGAAUGCUCUCAGUGGUGGUUCUCCGUAUUAUUUUGCUGCAGAACUGCCACCUGGUAACCUUCCUGAAGCAGCCCCUUUCACAGUUGGAGACAACAGAACUUACCAGGGCUUCUGGAACCCACCUUUGGCUCCUCGGAAGGGGUAUAAUAUCUACUUCCAAGCCAUGAGCAGUGUUGAGAAGGAAACCAAAACUCAGUGUGUUCGAAUUGCUACCAAAGCAGCAGCAACAGAAGAACCGGAGGUAAUUCCUGAUCCAGCGAAGCAGACAGAUCGUGUUGUGAAAAUAGCAGGAAUAAGUGCUGGAAUUUUAGUUUUCAUUCUCCUCCUACUACUUGUCAUACUAAUUGUCAAAAAAAGCAAACUUGCUAAGAAACGCAAAGAUGCAAUGGGGAAUACUAGACAAGAAAUGACCCAUAUGGUGAAUGCGAUGGACAGGAGUUACGCCGAUCAGAGCACCCUACAUGCAGAGGAUCCUCUUUCAGUCACUUUUAUGGACUCCCAUAACUUCAGCCCUAGAUAUGAAAACCACAGUGCAACAGCAGAGUCAAGUCGUCUGUUAGAUGUGCCUCGCUAUCUCUGUGAAGGAACUGAGUCCCCAUACCAAACAGGCCAACUACAUCCUGCUAUCAGAGUAGCUGAUUUGUUGCAACAUAUUAACCUCAUGAAAACAUCUGACAGCUAUGGUUUUAAAGAAGAAUAUGAGAGCUUCUUUGAAGGGCAGUCAGCUUCUUGGGAUGUGGCCAAAAAGGAUCAAAACAGAACAAAGAACAGAUACGGAAACAUUAUAGCAUAUGACCACUCCAGAGUGAUAUUACAACCAGUUGAGGACGACCCUUCCUCAGACUACAUUAAUGCUAAUUACAUUGAUAUUUGGCUGUACAGGGAUGGAUACCAGAGGCCAAGUCACUACAUUGCAACCCAAGGUCCAGUCCAUGAAACUGUGUAUGAUUUCUGGAGAAUGAUAUGGCAAGAACAAUCAGCCUGCAUCGUUAUGGUUACAAAUUUAGUUGAGGUUGGGCGGGUUAAGUGCUACAAGUAUUGGCCUGAUGAUACUGAAGUUUAUGGGGACUUCAAAGUCACUUGUGUUGAAGUGGAACCACUUGCAGAGUAUGUUGUCAGGACAUUCACCCUUGAAAGAAGAGGUUACAAUGAAAUCCGUGAAGUUAAACAGUUCCACUUUACUGGCUGGCCAGAUCAUGGGGUACCUUACAAUGCAACAGGCCUUCUUUCAUUUAUACGUCGUGUGAAACUGUCCAACCCUCCUAGUGCAGGGCCUAUUGUUGUGCAUUGCAGGUGUGUAGAAAAGAGUGCUGGAGCUGGACGAACUGGCUGUUACAUUGUAAUUGACAUCAUGCUAGACAUGGCAGAAAGAGAAGGUGUUGUGGAUAUCUACAAUUGUGUCAAAGCAUUACGUUCACGGCGCAUCAAUAUGGUACAGACAGAGGAACAGUAUAUAUUUAUUCAUGAUGCAAUUCUGGAAGCCUGCUUAUGUGGAGAAACAGCCAUCCCAGUCUGUGAGUUUAAAGCUGCAUAUUUUGACAUGAUAAGAAUAGAUUCUCAGACAAACUCUUCACAUCUCAAAGAUGAAUUUCAGACCCUGAAUUCUGUGACUCCUCGACUACAGGCUGAGGACUGCAGUAUAGCAUGCUUGCCAAGGAACCACGACAAGAACCGCUUUAUGGACAUGCUGCCACCUGACAGAUGUCUGCCUUUCUUAAUUACUAUUGAUGGCGAGAGUAGCAACUAUAUCAAUGCUGCCCUUAUGGACAGCUACAGACAACCUGCUGCUUUUAUUGUCACACAACACCCUCUGCCAAACACUGUGAAAGAUUUCUGGAGAUUAGUAUAUGACUAUGGCUGCACCUCUCUUGUGAUGUUAAAUGAAGUUGAUUUAGCACAGGGUUGCCCACAGUAUUGGCCAGAAGAAGGGAUGCUGAGAUACGGACCUAUUCAGGUGGAAUGCAUGUCUUGCUCAAUGGACUGUGAUGUAAUAAACAGAAUUUUCAGAAUAUGCAAUUUAACAAGGCCUCAGGAAGGCUAUCUGAUGGUACAACAAUUCCAGUAUCUUGGAUGGGCAUCUCACAGGGAUGUGCCAGGCUCCAAACGGUCAUUCUUGAAGUUAAUUCUUCAAGUUGAAAAGUGGCAAGAAGAAUGUGAAGAAGGGGAAGGGAGAACUAUAAUUCACUGUCUGAAUGGUGGAGGACGAAGUGGAAUGUUCUGUGCCAUUGGCAUAGUAGUUGAAAUGCUUAAAAGGCAAAAUGUCAUCGAUGUUUUCCAUGCAGUAAAAACUUUACGGAACAGUAAGCCAAACAUGGUAGAAACACCGGAGCAAUAUCGUUUCUGUUACGAUGUCGCACUGGAGUACCUUGAAUCGUCUUAGUGUGAAAAGAUGGGUACAGUCAAGUGAACCAAAUAAUAUGACAUGUAAUGAACUGUGUUUUGGCAUCAGCUGUUGAACCUCUGAAGAAAGAUUUUAGUGAAGGGGAAGACUUAAUUUUUAAAUGCAAAAAGUAUUUUUCUUAAUAAAUGUUGUACCUUAAUUAUAUAUAAAUAUACAUAUAUAUAAAUAUAUAAAUAAAUAAAAAAGAACUGUUUCUAUGCUUGUACACAGUAUGAUAUAGAGUGCCACAAAUGUAAAGAGCUGAUGCAGAGCACGUCUGCUGUUUGAGGUAGGACAUUUGAGUGUGCGUACAUUCAGCUGUUUCUCAGUUAUACUAAAACCGCCAUCCGUUGCAUGUAUCUGUUUCUAUUCAGCGUUUUAGUUCUUUGUCCUUAAUUUGAGGCUGUUAAAGAUAAAGCAAAACUGUAUAGAUAGUCUCAAUAUGUUUCAUGUGUUGCAAGAAUAUCAUAUAUAUACACACACACAUGUAUAUGAUAUAUAUGUAUAACUGGAUUUUUUUAUUCUGUUCUGUUUUGUUGUAAUGUGCAAUGACGGCCUGAUCAAAGUUCUUUAUAGAGUAAUCUAAACAUAAGCCAAAGACUCAAGUGUAAAUAUGUCUAUAUGGAGAAGAAAGCACAUUGUAUUUAUUGUUUACUGACAUUCCUUUUAUGAUAGCUGAACAAAACUUUUUUUCUUGGAAAUUUUUGUUGCUGCAGAAAUCAAGUGUAAAUGUUUUUUGUAGAUUAUUUUUUGUAUUUUUUGUGUGAGAAGACAGAGAGAUGGAGAGGGAGAGGGAGGGGAGAAAGACUUUUUAUGUGUAGACCAGAAAACAUUUGAUACUGUAGUUUUGUUGUUGUGUAUAUGAUUAUAAAUGAAAUCCAUGUAAACAACUUGGAUACAGAAGGCCAGAAUCAAAACCUCAUUGUCCAAAUGUAUAUUUUUCACCCACAUUUUAAUACUAUGAAUCAAAUGGAAACUGCACACACACAUGGCCUUGCUUAUGACUUGCAAAAUGGUGGGAGCAACUCCAUUACUUUCUUCAAAGGGACAAAUGGGUUACCAGCGGAUCCUUGAAACCCAGACCAAAAAAGAAACUAAUUGUCUUGAAAAAAUACUGCAUGUGAAUGACCACACUUCUUUUAAUGUUUACAGGUAGAGGAUGCAAUCCUAGGCAACCAUAGCAUGGGCAAGGGAGAGGUGCAUGCAGCCUUCUCCCCACCAGUACUCCCCCAUUCUGAAAGUGUUCCUGCAUUCAGCCCUCUUUUUCAUUUAGAACUGGCCUCCAGUUCCGUGAAAUGAUCAGCUGCAUUACAGACUUUAAAAAUACCUCCAGAGAUGCAUACACUUUCCCCCGUGGUUGUCUUGAUCUGUAGCAAUGGGAGCUUUGUGUUUUGGCAAAUCCAAAACAGAGUCAAUCAUUUCCAGAAUUAGGCUGCAGCCUGGUAUGCAACAUAUCCAUAUUUUUACUUUACUCUUCAUGUGCAUGUUCAUAAGCCUGGACAUCUUUUCCUGAUGAAAACCAUUCCUGUGUCCCGUUGAUUCUUCUGAUCAAGAAUAAAUGACAAGGUGCUUAUAUAUACUCAUGUAAAGUAAGAGUGAAUUAAAGAAGUUUUAUAACA